This is a messenger RNA of Chaetomium strumarium, 645 nucleotides long. RefSeq lists its product as uncharacterized. The record is from RefSeq and is a predicted model, not a curated record. NCBI's taxonomy places the organism in Eukaryota, Fungi, Ascomycota, Sordariomycetes, Sordariales, Chaetomiaceae. The coding region runs from base 1 to 645 and encodes 214 amino acids. Gene Ontology annotation, molecular function: protein binding. The transcript has a single exon.
AUGUCGCCCAACCCAUACCUCCUAGCCGCCGACAAUCCGACAGCGCUUAUCUCGCUCCUGCGCGAGAACCCCUCCCUGGCUCCAUGUCAGGAUGAGCACGGCUACUCACUACUGCACGCGGCUGCCAGCUAUAACCAUCUCGAUCUCCUCCGGUCUCUAAUCCGCGAGUUCAAAGUCCCUGUCGACAUCAAGGACGAGGACGGGGAGACGGCGCUAUUUGUGGUCGAAACCGUCGACGCCGCCCGCAUAUUGGUGGAAGAACUGGGGUUGGAUGCCAAGCUGCAAAACAGCGAAGGCCAGACAGCGAGGGAAAAGAUUGAAGGGGAAGCCGAGUGGCCGGCCGUCGCCGAAUAUCUCCAGAGCCUAGAGACGGGAUCUUCGAGUGCUAACGCCGCCCGGAACGGUUCAGACAUUGGGCUGCCGCCCGUUCCCGAAGGAUUGGAGGUGCGAAUGGGGACAAUGGAUGCGGAGGAGGCGGAAGAGCAGCAACCAGACCCUGAAUUCCGGAGGAGGAUAGAAGAGCUAGCUGCGCGAGAAGACUUUCAGACACCCGAGGGCCAAGCGGAGUUGCGGCGCUUGGUAGAGGAAGCUAUCAGUGGACAGGGGUUUGGUGAUGAGAGGAGUGUUCGGCCGAGGAGCGAUUGA